AUGCAUCGUCUUUUUGCUGAGCUGGAGCCAUCUUUAAUCGUCACAGAGCAAAACCUGGCAGACCGAGUUCGGUAUAUCUUGCGCUCAAAUAUAUUUGAUGUCGCCGAACUCGAACGGCUACGACGUGAGGCUGUUCCCUCGUCGGAUGAGAAUGCUACGGCUGAGGAUGCGGCGCCACAAAUGGUAGAGCAACCCGCAAACGUGGAUGCCGCCGUGAAUACCCCAGUUGUGGUUGAUUCAAACGAUGAUGGAACAGUCGCCCAGGAACUGGAAUUAGAGCAUAUGAGGAGUACAUUGGAAGAGGCGAUUGUGGAAACGCGCAGUACGCCUCUCGAAAAUCGACCGCGACUUCCCCGCAUAGCCCUAAGCAAGCGGAAUCGGGCUGUCGUGAGGGCUCUGAACCCAAUGCUGGUGACCUAUUUGGAAGCCAGCCGGGACCUUUGCGAGACGGACUCAAUUCUUUUUGGCGCCGCGCUGGCAGUCUGCCGUAUCAUAGGCGCCAAGGUUUCCACGGCUGGACGCGCUACUGGCCAUAGUAGCGCUAUCCCAGCAUGGAGAAGAAGAAUUGAGGAACGUAUCGCAAAGGCUAGAGCUCUCAUCGGCAGACUGAUAUGCUUCAGAUCAGGCAACAACAGGCCAAGAAUUGUGCGCACCGUCAGGAUGGCGUUUGCUGGGACAAAUGUCAGUUUGUCCCAGCCGGAUAUAACGCAAAAACUGACGGAGCGCAUAGAUGAUCUGAAGCAGAGAAUCGCUGCUUGGGGAAAACGGAUUCGGCGAUAUACCGAGAGGUCGACACGGUUCAACCAGAAUCGUCUCUUCCAGAGUGAUCAGAAGAGGCUCUAUGAAUCAUUGGAGCGACCAAUGGUAAGUGGAACGGGUCCAGCACCGAAUCAGGCCGACACUGUAGCAUUCUGGCGCGGCCUGUGGUCAGAGCCCGUAAACCACAGCGAGGGCCUUUGGACGGAAGUUGUGGCGAGUCAGUGUGCGGGUAUUACGCCCAUGGACCCCGUCAUCAUAACGCCGGAUGACGUAGCUGAGGCGGUCCGUAGGGCCCCGAACUGGAAAAGUCCGGGGCUUGACGGGCUGCAUCACUACUGGCUGAAGGGGUUCAUGAGUGAUCAGAAUAGGCACUACAAAUCAUUGGAGCGACCAAUAGUAAGUGGAAGGGGUCCAGCACCAAAUCAGGCCAACACUGUCGCAUUCUGGCGCAGCCUGUGGUCAGAGCCCGUAAACCACAACAAGAGCCCUUGGAAGGAAGUUGUGGCGAGUCAGUGUGCGGGUAUUACGCCCGUCCCCGUUACAAUAACGCCGGAUGACGUAGCUGAGGCGGUCCGCAGGGCUCCAAACUGGAAAAGACCGGGGCUUGACGGGCUGCAUCACUACUUGCUGAAGGAAUUCAUGGUGUUUCACGCUGUGCUCGCCCGACAGUUCCAAGAGGCUCUCAACCAGAGACGUGAGGCUGUUCCUUCAUCGGGUGAAAAUGCUGCGGCUGAGGAUGCGGCGCCACAACUUGCUGAACAAACGGCAAACGUGGAUACCGCCGUGAAUACCCCAGUUGUGGUUGAUUCAAACGAUGAUGUAACAGUUGCCCAGGAACUGGAACUAGAGCAAAUGAUGAGUACAUUGGAAGAGGCGAUUGUGGAAACGCGCAGUACCCCUCUCGAAAAUCGACCGCGACUUCCCCGCAUAGCCCUAAGCAAGCGGAAUCGGGCUGUCGUGAGGGCUCUGAACCCAAUACUGGUGACUAAUUUGGAAGCCAGUUGGGCCUUUGCGAGACGGACUCAAUUCUGUUUAGCGCCGCACUGGCAGUCUGCCGUAUUAUAG
Parnassius apollo (apollo) is the source of this 1824-nucleotide messenger RNA. Lineage: Eukaryota; Metazoa; Arthropoda; Insecta; Lepidoptera; Papilionidae. The record is from the annotation of a GenBank genome assembly.